Molecule: messenger RNA, 312 nt
Organism: Cinclus cinclus
Lineage: Eukaryota; Metazoa; Chordata; Aves; Passeriformes; Cinclidae
Gene: MGP
Product: matrix Gla protein
Exons: 4
Coding region: 1-312 (103 amino acids)
Cellular component (GO): extracellular region
Molecular function (GO): calcium ion binding
Source: RefSeq, a predicted model, not a curated record
AUGCGCACUCUCGUCAUCCUCACGCUCCUGGCUCUCUUGGUGAUGGCUGCCACUUGCUAUGAGUCCCAUGAGAGCAUGGAGUCCCACGAGUAUCUCAAUCCCUUCCUCAACAGGCGAAGGGCCAAUGACUUCAUACAGGCUGACUCAAGACUAAGAGCCAUCACUCAGGAGAGGAUCAGGGAGCGCAGUAAGGCACCCCAGGAGCAUCAGAGGGAGCUCUGCGAGGAUUACUACCCCUGUGAAAUGUACGCUUUUCGCCAUGGCUACCCUGCUGCUUACAAGCACUAUUUUGGGAGGAGGAGGACUAAGUAA